Messenger RNA from Echinostoma caproni, 294 nucleotides. The record is from the annotation of a GenBank genome assembly. Lineage: Eukaryota; Metazoa; Platyhelminthes; Trematoda; Plagiorchiida; Echinostomatidae.
AUGUUAGCAAGUCGGAGUGCGAUACAAAGAGGCGGUGUUAAUCAAAGAUCUCCAGACAAUCGUACUACCAGUUGUGCCUCCUAUGGAAAUUCCAACCCUACUUCUCGCGUCCAAGUCUCACCGAAUCUUCCUCCACCAGUUGUACCUCUUCUUCUUCCUCGAUGUCCGUUCAAACUAGCCACGUUCAAUGUGCGUACUCUGAUGCGUAUAGGAAAACAGGCGUAUUUAGCUCGUACCUUCGAGACCCUAGCCGUCGAUGUCGAAUUCAAGAUUCCAGCUCCACUAUCCGAUUGA